UGAGAGAGAGAGAGAGAGCGAGAGAGAGGUAAGUCAGAUCACAAUGCCUCUGCACCUUCUCACUCAAACUCACUCUCACUCUCUCUCUGAGAGCUGAGAGAAGAGUUUAUGACAGUAGAGUUUAUGCUUCUGCCUUCAUACAUCCAGCAAAAAUGAGGAACCUCAUCAAAGAAGCUCUUUCAGACUUCUUCUUCGAGUAUGAGACCCCUAGGCAGGUGCUGGUGAGAAACGCGAAAGUGGGUAUUGCCUGCAGGAUCCUCCAGUUGGGGGUGCUGGCUUACAUUAUCGGAUGGGUGUUCAUCUAUGAGAAAGGCUACCAGAUUGAAGACACAGCUAUAAGCUCAGUUUUCACUAAGAUGAAAGGAAUAGCUUACACUGAUAUUAAUGGAGCAGAGAGGCUUUGGGAUGUAGCCGAUUAUGUUUUCCCUGAUCAGGGCGUGUCGUCUUUUGUUGUGAUGACAAAUUUCAUCAUGACUGUGGGCCAGUCACAAGACAAAUGCCCAGAGCUGCCGGACGGAACUAACAACUGCACUACGGAUGCAGAUUGCAAGAAGGGCCAAUAUAAACGUACAGGCAAUGAGAGCUACGAGACAGACGCGACCAUUCAGCCCUUUGAAGAAGAAGUAGGCAAUGAGAGAGGGCGCAUGACGGGGAAUUGCAUUAACCAAACUACUUGUGAGAUCCUAAGCUGGUGUCCUGUACAAGAUGACCGGUUGAUACCAAAUCCUCCACUUUUGGCAGCAGCUGAGAAUUUCACACUGUUCAUCAAAAACUCCAUCUCCUUCCCUGAUUUUGGUGUAGUGAGAAGUAACCUAGUGGAAAAGGUGGAUUCAAAUUACCUCAAAACCUGCCUGUUUGACCCGGCUAAGCAUCCACUGUGUCCCAUCUUCAGACUCGGAGACAUCGUCAGCCUCUCUGGCUUCAGGUUCUCAGAGAUAGCUCAAGUGGGCGGAUCAAUAGGAAUACUCAUUGAAUGGGAGUGUAAUCUGGACCUUCGUAUUGAAAAAUGCAUACCCAAGUACAGAUUUGAAGGCCUCUACGGAAACAGUUCGCAAGCGUCAGUGGGCUACAAUUUCAGAACGGCAAAAUAUUACACAGAGGACAGAAUCCAAAAGAGAACACUCAUGAAGGUGUUUGGCCUAUACAUUGAGAUCAUCGUUCAUGGACAGGCAAGAAAAUUUGACAUCAUCCCAACACUGACAGCCAUAGGGUCAGGAGUGGGAAUCUUUGGAGUGGCCACCGUCGUGUGUGAUGUGGUUCUUCUGUAUUUCGUGCCAAAGAAGGAUUUCUAUAAAACCCUGAAAUUCAAAUCCACACCAGUGGAGGAUGAGGAACCGGAAUCGGUGACGAUGGACCAAGCAAAGGAGGCAACACAAGAAAAAUGAAAUGAGGCAUUUGAAAAAGCCUAUCUGCACUGAAAUUCAGAAAGAAAAUACACAUAUACUGAGCUCACAGCACUGGACCAGGAGGAACGCCUGCUCUGCCUGAGAGACCUGCUAAUGAACUAACACACACAAAAACAUCACUGCUCCUGCAUUCAGCUCUGUGCAAAGAAACUAACUGUAACAUUUAAAUAAAUACAGGAUGUCAGAAAUGUCAUAAUAACGAAUAGGAAUAUGUUGAGCAAGUUUGUUGAUCUGCAUAGAGCUUAAUGCGUAGAGCUUAAGGGUGAACAUGUAGAGCAUAUGUGGUAGUUGGUAUACACCCUAUAUUGCACACUACACAAUUUGUAGCCCUAAUUUUUGUCAGAGAAUUUUUUUUUAACCAGAAAGGUCAUUCCUGUGUUAUUGACUUCUUUUAGCUAACUAUGCUUCAAACAAACAUUUUUUUUUGCACAUUUCACACACACUUUCAUGAACAGCUUUACCCUGUUCAGGGUAUCCGGUGAAUCCGAAGCCUAUCCUUGUAACACUGGGCGCAAGGGCUGAACCAUAUCAAACAUUACAAAUACAGUGUUUAUUUCAAAUCCAUUUUACUUACAGAGGAUAAGCUGAAAUGUCUGUAUAAAGCACACACCUUACAGCUGAUAUUAACACAGGCAGAACACAGACUAAAACAGCUGAGUGGAAUUAGAGUUUCACCACACCAAAGUUGAUUAUUUUCUUAUAAACACAUGUCCGAAUAUGUUUUAUUCCUCAACAAUUUUUAUUUAUUAAAGAAUGACACAUUUUUUUCAUUUA
Pangasianodon hypophthalmus (striped catfish) is the source of this 2180-nucleotide messenger RNA. RefSeq names its product purinergic receptor P2X, ligand-gated ion channel, 1 (gene p2rx1). Gene Ontology annotation, cellular component: plasma membrane; nuclear inner membrane. Gene Ontology annotation, biological process: monoatomic cation transmembrane transport; response to ATP. The record is from RefSeq and is a predicted model, not a curated record. The transcript is spliced from 14 exons. NCBI's taxonomy places the organism in Eukaryota, Metazoa, Chordata, Actinopteri, Siluriformes, Pangasiidae. Gene Ontology annotation, molecular function: purinergic nucleotide receptor activity; extracellularly ATP-gated monoatomic cation channel activity; ATP binding. Bases 153 to 1385 code for a protein of 410 amino acids.